Messenger RNA from Amaranthus tricolor (Joseph's coat), 2852 nucleotides. RefSeq lists its product as uncharacterized. The record is from RefSeq and is a predicted model, not a curated record. The transcript has 12 exons. NCBI's taxonomy places the organism in Eukaryota, Viridiplantae, Streptophyta, Magnoliopsida, Caryophyllales, Amaranthaceae. Bases 464 to 2365 code for a protein of 633 amino acids.
AGAAUUUAAAGUUAUUCAAGUAAAGACCCAAAAUCCCAAGAAAAAAAGGGAAAACAUUUGUUCACCAUCUUUUGAUGCAAAAAGGCCAGAAUUUGCAAAAAGUUUACAAAGAUUUGGUAAACCCUCUCUGUCUCUCUCCAUUGAUAGAAGAAGAAAAAGAGUAUAUUAGGGUCACUAGUCAAAAGGGAUAAUCAUUAUUUAUGGUUGUAGAGUAAUUAGUCUUCCCAUCUCACUAUUACUUCUUCUCUGUUUUUCACUCAGAGAUUUUUAUUGUUUUGUGUUCCUCCUUGAGUAUAAUUAUCAGAUGAUUUUCUUCUUAUGGAGUUUUCCUGAAAUACAAACAAGACAAAUUGUAUGUUUUUGAGAUUUCUAAGUCCCUGAUUUUAGUGGGUUUUUUUUUUGCACCAUUUAUAGUGGUGGGGUUCUCUUGUUCUGGUCAUUUUCUCCAUUUUCAUAUUGAGUGAUGGGUUUUGAAGAAAAUGGAGAUGUGAAAAUUGUAGGACUCAGAAUGAUUCCAAGACAUAAACGAUCAAAGAGCUUUCCAGAUAAAAGAAGAGUUGAGAAUGGCUCGGAUGAUUCUCUUGAAGAGUCACCUCGUCUAAAGUUGGACAUUGGAAGACUUAAAGGCUCUUUCAAGACUAAGAAGCAGCAAUCUCCAAGGCUUGAUACUCAGAAUUCACUAAAACAAGAGAUUCUACAACUCGAGAAAAGAUUGCAGGAUCAAUUUGUUGUUCGCCGUGCUUUAGAAAAAGCAUUAGGUUCUGGGUCGUCUUCUUAUGAGACAAAUGAACCUUCUACAGUUCCAAAACCAGCAACAGAAUUGAUAAAGGAAAUCGCAGUGCUGGAAUUGGAAGUUGGACAUUUGGAGCAGUACCUUCUAUCAUUGUAUAGAAAAGCCUUUGAUCAGCAGAUAUCAACUGUAUCUCCAACUACAAGGGGUCACCAAACAUUGUCAACUUCUCCCACUGUCGAGCAUCAGAAGAUAUCUUCUGUAUCUCCAACGGUUAAGGAUAAAAAACUUAAGUCUCCUCCACUUGUCCCAAGGCGAUUGUUUGUAGACGAAGAUACAGCAGAAACUGCUACUAAGGUCGCACAAUCAGUAGUUCAAUCUGUGCCUAAGACGCUUUUUAACACACCCAAAGAACCUAAUGAUAGCAUGAUUCUUGAUUCAAAUGUACAUCGCUGUCACUCCUCUUUGUCACAUCGUACUGCACUCCCUACAGGGCCUUCACCGGAUUCUGUUGCUAAAGCUUUGCGUGCUUGCCAUUCUCAGCCAUUAUCCAUGAUUGAGUUUGCUGCCUCAAACGUCAUUAGUCUUGCUGAGCAUCUUGGAACGCGUAUUUCAGACCACGUUCCAGAGACACCAAACAGGAUCUCAGAAGAUAUGGUGAAGUGUAUGGCAACCAUAUUUUGCAAAUUGGGAGAGCCUCCUGCAGCAAACAAUGGUCUUUCAUCACCUAAUUCCUCAUCAUCUUCAAUGGGUGAAUUUUCUCCUCAAUAUCAAUGUGAUGAAUGGAGUGCAAGUUAUGGGAAAGAUUCAUCUUUUGAUACACGUCUGGAAAAUCCAUUUAAUGUUGAAGGGUUUAAGGAGUUUAGUGGUCCUUACAGCACUAUGAUUGAAGUUCCAUGUUUAUAUAGAGAAAGCCAGAAAUUGGGAGAUGUGGAGUAUAUGUUGCAAAAUUUCAGGUCACUGAUUAGCCAACUUCAAGAAGUGGAUCCGAGGAAGUUGAAGCACGAGGAGAAACUUGCGUUUUGGAUAAAUGUUCAUAAUGCUUUGGUGAUGCAUGCAUUUCUGGCAUAUGGUAUUCCACAGAAUAAUGUGAAGAGAGUCUUCUUACUUUUAAAGGCUGCCUACAAUGUUGGAGGUCAUACUAUAAGCGCUGAUACCAUUCAGAGUUCCAUCCUGGGAUGUAGAAUGUCUCGUCCAGGGCAGUGGUUACGAAUGUUACUUUCUCCAAGAACAAAGUUCAAAUCAGGAGAUCACCGUCAGGCCUAUGCACUCGAACAUCCAGAACCCAUUCUACAUUUUGCCCUUUGUUCAGGAAGCCACUCUGAUCCUGCGCUUCGAGUGUACACCCCGAAAAGAGUGUUAUUAGAGCUUGAAUCAGCAAAAGAUGAGUACAUCCGUGCCACAUUCGGGAUGCGCAAAGACCAAAAAUUGGUCUUACCAAAGGUAGUCGAGUCAUAUUCCAAAGAUUCUAAUUUGUGCUCAGCUAGUAUCAUUGAAAUGAUCCAACAUUCGUUGCCUGAUCCAUUACGAAAGUCUCUUAAGAAAUGUCAAUCUGGAAAAUCACGUAAGAACAUCGAAUGGAUGCCUCAUAAUUUCACCUUCCGGUAUCUUAUAUCAAAGGAAUUGGUGAAGUGAUCUCUGAUCGGGUUUUGGAUUACCAACCUUCAUAUUCGUCUAUUCGUUCAAAAAAUAUUAUAUUUUUUGUUUGUAGGAAAAAUAUUCCCGUUAAUUUUUUCUUUCAAGUAAUAGUACCGGGUUUUGUACAAAAUAUUAAAGCUAUUUAGAGGGUAGUUUUAGAGAGUAGUAUAGAACAUAAAGGUGGAUAGCUUCCACUUGUGUAAAUGUGAUUAUCUAGUAGAAGCAUUAUUUAGUUUGAGUCCAAGUAUAUUUUUUCAUUCAGGGUAAGACUAGAGAAUCUAUACUAAUAAAGAGAACGGAGAAAUUAAUCCAAUCUAUAAUUGAUGAGAAUCGGAUUCGUCUUCAAUCACUAGGUCAACCUAUAAUUCUCGAGAGUAUAUGUAUAUUAGUUCUCUUUGUUCGAUAAUUAGGCAAGUGGAAUAAUAAAAGUAUGUUCCAAGUUCAUUAUUUAUUUUGAUUGAAAUUGGUUUGUCUGGUAUUUGAU